Molecule: messenger RNA, 1479 nt
Organism: Ectocarpus siliculosus
Lineage: Eukaryota; Phaeophyceae; Ectocarpales; Ectocarpaceae
Source: the annotation of a GenBank genome assembly
AUGCGACGUCUCGCCUCUGUGGCAACGUCCUGCCUUCUCUUGAUCUCGAGCGCCGUGGUUACAUCAUCGGAAUCAUCAUGUUCAACUGUGGUUGCUUCUGUUUCCCAUUCUCAGGUGGAUAUGGCGGACGACACCCAAGGUAGUGGAUGCCCUGUUAAAGUUACCUGGGAGACAGCCGGAAGCACCACCGAAGCAAUAGCGACGGAGGUUCUGGAUGUGUUCAUCGUUCUCGACGAAUCGGGGUCCGUUGGUCAAGACAACUACAACGUUGCCAUCGACUUCGUCAGGACCUUCAUUGAGGACCUCGACUCUUCGGCCUUUCUGUUUGGGUCCGGUGGGCAGCUCGGAAUAACGGAGUUCAGCUGGAAUCCCACGGACAAAACGGGGGACCCCACGCAAAGCGAAUGCCGAGCAAACUUUCCAGGGCGGAGGUGUUUCGGCCAACAAUUCGUACCAUUCGUAACAGCGGACAACUGGAUCCCACAUCAUGAUCCACAGUGGCCAUCUUACUCCCAGACGUGUCUGGGAGACGCCAUCAAGUACACAGCUGACAUGGCGCAAGCCGUUAAGAACGACCAGACCAGAGCUGCUCUUCCUGAUAGACAGGAAAUCGGCGGUCCACAUACCGGGGAUUUCGACUCUGAUGACUACGUCCUGGAUCUGGAAGACUUCGCCAGUUUGGACGACAGCUUCGCUGGGGAGCUCGUAAGCCGCAUUUCGAUAGCGUGUGCGAACAACGUGGAGAUUGCGGUGGUUGUUUCGGCCGCUGCGGGCGUCCCGACGGCCUUAGAGUGCGAGGGCGAGACAUGCACGGCCGACGGAUCUACCCUGACGUGGAACAUCGCCAAGCUUGACGACUCUCUACGCGAGAUGACCUAUGUCAUCGACGGUUGCGAUUGCCCUAGUGUUGGGGGCUUCGUGGAAACACUCGCAAGCGUUUCCUACACAGAUGACGACAACUCGCCAGCUACCCACCCCACGCUGCCGACCAGUAUUGUUUUCGACGUGGUUGACCCUUCCGAAACUUGCGGAGUUCCAUCCGUAACGGUCGAUGCGACCGGUACCUGGGUCGACGGCAACAUCAACGGCUAUACCAACGUGGACGAGAGCAUCACUUUCGCUUUCGACAUCACGAACAGUGGAACCAAGACGCUGCACAACUUCUGUUUGAGCGCCUCGAAGCUCGGGGCAGGGUGUCUCGAAUGUACAUCUCCAACCACGCUGCCACAAGGCAGCUUCUUCUCUUGCACCGUCAGCUAUCAGGCCACUCAAGACGACCUGGACCUUGGAGAGGUCGUGAUCUCAGCAACGGUGUCGGCCGAGUCGUACUACGCGGACGGGGAGUCCGUCCAAGGAGACACGGGCGCAGUCGUCGAUUUGAAGACUGACGAAUCGCUCCACGUUCGUGAGUGGCAGUACUUUCGAUCGGUAUUCACCAGCACGUCCACCAAGAAAAAUGCUUUAUACCAUACCGGGUGA